AUGGAGGUCGAUCAUGUCAAGAGCUUACUUGUGUCAGCAUGCAAGAGGUUGAAAAGUUCUCCUCCCUCGAGCAGCUCGCCGGGGCAGCGGGUCAGCUCGUCAGAGCAGGCACAGGAUGGAAAGUUUGACGAUGAAGACGUCGGGAUAGUUGUGUUCUCCUGCCCAUCUGAGCUCAAGGUGCCCAGCAACAAGACUUGGACUGCCGCGGGCCAUGCUGGGACAGGCGGCCUGCUUAAAGGCAUGUGGUCUGACUUCUGGGUCAGUGAGUUAGACGCCUGGGGAUCAAUCGUAUGGCCCAGGGACUUUGAAAGUGUCAACGUCUCAGGGCAGAGCCAGGGGGGGAGGAGGAAGAUCGUUCAGUUCUCUCUGGUGAAGACUGGCUGGGACACAAUGAGCGCGGUCUCCAUGAUCGCGCGGAAGCUCAACAUUCGCUUGUCGAAAGCAACGUCGGGUUGCUGCGGCCUCAAGGACAAGGGGGCGCUGACGUGCCAGAAGGUGACAAUCAACAGCCAGCAGGCCUCGUCCGACUUGACAGCCCUGAUGGGGCUGAACAAGCAGCUCGAGGGCAUCAAGAUAGCUGAUGUCGAGCUGGUCGAUCGGAUGCUGCGAUACGGAGAGCACAGCGGGAACCGGUUCACCAUCCUCCUGAGGAACAUCACGGUCAGCAACUCUCGAGUCUUCGAUGCCGUAAAGAGGCUUCGGCGCUUCGGGUUUGUCAACUACUUCGGACAUCAGAGGUUCGGGACCGGCCCAGUCCCCAGCACCGAAGUUGGCAGGCUGCUGCUGGGGAAGAGGUGGAGAGAAGCUGGAGAGGAGGUGAUGAGCACCAAAUACAUACGGCGCUGCCAUUCAGCUGGGGAAGCCAAGGCACGUCAGAUCUUCGUUGAGCAGGGAAACGCGAGUGCAGCAUUGGAGGCGUUUGCGACCUCGAGGAACGUCAACGAGUCGCUGAGGCAGGCGUUCUCAAAGCUGGCGCGCGCAGACCUGUGGAGGCAGGCGUACACUUCGCUCGUUUGGAAUCGAAUGGCGACCAAACGGCUCAUGGAGUAUGACAGGAGGAAGGCGGUUGUUGGUGACCUCGUGGCGGUGAAACGCUACGACAAGACUUUCGUCGACGUUGUGAAGGAAGAGGAUGUCGCAGCUGGGCGAUACUCCAUCGCACAGGUCGUUCUCCCUGUCUUCGCGCGCAACAAGAAACUUCUGUUCCCUAAGAAUGCCGUCGGGUCGUCGGCGCGUGCUUCGCUGCAGGCUGACGGGCUUUCAUUUGAGGAGGUAGACCUCGAAGCAUCCAAAGCUCCUUUCCCGCUGGACGACUCUGUAUGCCCGAUGCGUUUCCUCAUCAUGAACUGCUCGAAUCUGAGCAUGAAGGUCGUGACGUAUCGAUCGCCAGCUGAUGUUCUGUACGACGAGAUGCUGGACUCGCAUCUCAAUUCGACGCAGGGAGGGUCAGGACAAGGUAAGAGCAAGUCGAAGAGAGCACAAGAGCAGCAGCUGCCCUUCAAGGGGCUUAUCCUCAGCUUCUCGCUCCCCCCAAACUCCUUCGCAACCAUGGCAGUCAGAGAGAUCACUCGGGAGGGAACCCAUCCUUCGGUGCAUGACGCGUUUCGUGAUGAAGUCCUUCAAAGGAACGCAGACGAUGCACAAGCAGGCGAACGAAGGAGCGGGUUGCAGCCUGUCAAGAAGCAGCACAAGGGAAACAGGCGGACGGAGCGAAGGAAGAAACUGCGAAGGAAAGCAGCGAUUUCACGCGAGCUGGUGAAGAGGAGGAAACGUCGGGAGCCGGCGAAAUCAAUCAGAAGGAAAUAG
This is a messenger RNA of Guillardia theta CCMP2712, 1806 nucleotides long. RefSeq lists its product as hypothetical. The record is from RefSeq and is a predicted model, not a curated record. Gene Ontology annotation, cellular component: nucleus. Lineage: Eukaryota; Cryptophyceae; Pyrenomonadales; Geminigeraceae. Gene Ontology annotation, molecular function: pseudouridine synthase activity; RNA binding. The coding region runs from base 1 to 1806 and encodes 601 amino acids. Gene Ontology annotation, biological process: pseudouridine synthesis. The transcript is spliced from 7 exons.